AUGUAUUCCAAGACAGCAUUUGUGUAUCUCCUUGCAUCCGUUGCAGAGGCUCGUUUCGGACAAGAGCAGGGAAACGGUGCUAUUACAGCUAUCGGAGCAUUGACUAACCUUGGUCAGCCUGGUCAGGCGGCUACUCUCGCUGGUACUUCCAUUCAGUUCCUGCUUGCAGCAGCUAAUCCUUGCGGAAAAUUGACCCAAGCCGACAAAAUCGUCGCCGAGCUUGGAACAAGCGAUGCAGCCAUCGCCGCAGCUCGCGGUCUCGUCGCCGCUGAGCAAAACUUUAACCCCUUCGUCGUCAGCAUCCCAUCAAUCUGUUCCGAUCCUACUCUUCCCACUACUGCUGCUCUCCGUGGUGUCGUUCCUCUCAUCGACCCUGCCGUUGUCGGCCAGGACAUUGAGAACGCAAACUCCAACUCCUCCAAGACUACGCCCUUUGACGCUACUGGGUUGAGCGUUGCUCAGGUCAUGGUUGCUCAUGGCUUCUCCAACUUUACUGCUGUCGCUCAGGAUGGUACCAAGGUCGCCGCUUCUGACCUUGGAACUGCAGCAGCAGCUGGUACUGAUACCGCUCCUGCUACUGCUGCUGCCACCGAGACUGCCGCCGUUUCCUCUGCUGCUGUUGCUGCUGUUGCUACCUCGUCCGCUGCCGCCGCUAAUGCCUGUGCAGCCCCAUCUGCAACGACAUUGGUCACUGCCGCCAGCUCUGCAACUGCCACAGCUGUUGAUGCUGCCACAUCUACUGCCGCCGCUGUAUCAGCUGCAGCAGGAACUUGUACCGGCUCCGGAUCAACCAUGCUCUGCAGUUCCCCUGCUGCAGGCGCUGGCGCAGUCUCUGACCCCGUCACCGGUACCUUUGACGGUUUCGUUGCAUCCACCAUCGCCGGUCUUGACUUUGGUCUCUGUGUCCCCACCAUGAAGUUCGAGGCUGGUCUUGAUGGUCGUGCUACAACUGAAUCGACCUUCCAGGCCAUUGAUCCUCUGGUCAACAAGGGCCAGGAGGAGGCUUUGAACCCCAACAUCAUUACCAACAGAAUUCACGACCAGUUGACUAACGUCUGCGGAGCCAAUGCCGCUGCAAAGAGUGCCGCCGCUGCUGCUCAGACCAUGAUUGCCAAUCUGGGCACAAGGGAUGCCAGUACCGCUGAUGCUUGGAACACCGCUUUGGGUUUCGCUGGCACUAAUACCAACCCUGACAAUGCUCCUAAGACCGGUUUGGUUGGACACACCUAA
Talaromyces amestolkiae is the source of this 1230-nucleotide messenger RNA. RefSeq lists its product as uncharacterized. Bases 1 to 1230 code for a protein of 409 amino acids. NCBI's taxonomy places the organism in Eukaryota, Fungi, Ascomycota, Eurotiomycetes, Eurotiales, Trichocomaceae. The transcript is spliced from 3 exons. The record is from RefSeq and is a predicted model, not a curated record.